This is a messenger RNA of Durio zibethinus, 1681 nucleotides long. Its product is annotated as bifunctional L-3-cyanoalanine synthase/cysteine synthase D1-like. Gene Ontology annotation, molecular function: cysteine synthase activity. The record is from RefSeq and is a predicted model, not a curated record. NCBI's taxonomy places the organism in Eukaryota, Viridiplantae, Streptophyta, Magnoliopsida, Malvales, Malvaceae.
UUUGUUAGACUACCCAAAGACACCCCUUAGAAAUAUCUGUAGCAUAGGACCAAUCCUCCUAUUGUAAUUUUCUUUCUAUGCAUUGGCAGUUUCAUUUUUUCUUGUUUCUUUGACAUUCUUGGAUAUGAUUUAUUUCAUUUUUUUAUUGUUUGGUAAAAUUUCCAAUGGUUUGACUGUUUCAAUUUGCAUAUGUGGAAAGUAAGUAUUUCUUGUUCACUACGCUGUUCUAUGCUCUUUAUAAACUUUCAGAAACUUGGGUGUUUCAGUUCCCGCAGUGGCAGAUUGCAGUUCUUGUUCUAUCAGGUUGCAGAAUUUGGAGAAUAAGACAUGGAGGAGAAUUGUGCAAUCAAGAAAGAUGUUACUGAAUUAAUAGGUAAUACACCUAUGGUAUAUCUGAACAAUAUCGUGGACGGUUGUGUAGCUCGCAUUGCUGCCAAGCUAGAGCUAAUGGAACCUUGCUCCAGUGUUAAAGACAGGAUUGCAUACAGCAUGAUCAAAGAUGCAGAAGAUAAGGGCUUGAUUACAGCGGGGAAGACUGUCCUCAUUGAGCCUACCAGUGGUAAUACUGGCAUUGGAUUGGCUUUCAUUGGGGCAGCCAGGGGUUAUAAAGUUAUCGUUACAAUGCCAGCAUCUGUCAGCCUUGAGAGGAGAAUUGUUCUUCGAGCUUUUGGCGCUGAGGUAUACCUCACUAACCCUGCCAUGGGCAUUAAAGGGGUUAUAGACAAGGCUGAGGAGAUACUAAAUAAAACACCUAAUGGUCACAUGCUUCGGCAAUUUGCAAAUGCUUCCAAUCCACAGAUUCAUUAUGAAACCACUGGUCCGGAGAUAUGGAAAGACUCGGGUGAGAAAGUUGAUGUGCUGGUUGCAGGCAUAGGAACUGGUGGUACUGUAACAGGUGCAGGCAAAUUCCUCAAAGAGAAAAACUCAGAAAUCAAGGUAUAUGGCAUAGAACCAGCUGAAAGUGCAAUCCUGAAUGGUGGAAAACCUGGCCCUCAUCCGAUCCAAGGAAUUGGUGCUGGUAUCAUCCCUGAUGUUUUGGAUGUUGGCAUCCUUGAUGAAGUUAUUCAGGUAUCUGGUGAAGAAGCCAUUGAAACUGCUAGACUGCUAGCCUUGAAAGAAGGUUUGCUGGUAGGUAUAUCAUCUGGUGCUGCAGCAGCGGCUGCGAUUAAGUUGGCAAAGAGGCCAGAAAAUACCGGCAAACUCAUAGUUGCUAUUUUCCCCAGCGCCGGUGAGCGUUACCUGUCUUCUCCAUUGUUUGACACCUUAAGGCAUGAAGCAGAAAACAUGACCUUUGAUUGAUGCACCGUCCAACUCAGAAAAGUGCUCUUUCCUGACUCAGCAAAUCAUUGUAUUUUGCAUUCCACCAUGGACUGAGCCUGGCUUCUUUUGUUUUUCAUUCUAGCUUAUGUAUCAGACUGAAAAAUCUUAAAACUUCCCUGGCUGUAAGAGAGCUUAAUAAGUAGAAAAAACCUUCUACCUCAAAUUGGUUUGAGGAUUUUUUAGUAAAUUUUCUUUACAGUACACCAAACAUGUCUUAAAGAAUAUAUAUGUCUUCUUUCAAACCAACAUUUAAUUUCAUUUUCUUUUUUAAUUCACAUAAAGCAAAAUGCCAAGAACAAAGAAUAAAAUAUUAAAAAAAAUCAAUGUUUAUUACAAGUCUAUGCACUAAUAUUGGACAAAA